This is a messenger RNA of Episyrphus balteatus (marmalade hoverfly), 934 nucleotides long. RefSeq lists its product as uncharacterized. Bases 22 to 585 code for a protein of 187 amino acids. The record is from RefSeq and is a predicted model, not a curated record. The transcript has 5 exons. NCBI's taxonomy places the organism in Eukaryota, Metazoa, Arthropoda, Insecta, Diptera, Syrphidae.
AAAACACGCAGAAGUGCCAGCAUGGAGCGUUUAUCCUAUCAUGUUGCAGUUAAAAAAGCACAACUUGUCGAAAGAAAUCCAAUGCCAAAUGGUGUGGGUCUCUUGGAUCCAAGUCGUGUAUCAAUGCAUGAUGCCAACGAUAUUAUAUCUUUGGCAACACAAAUUCAACAAGCCGAUCAGCAUCUGCAAUCGAAUGCUUGUGGAAAAUUAACUUUAAUACUUGAUCAGAUAAAAAUGCUACAAGCACAAGCCGCUUCUAUUUUACAAGAAACCGAAGAGAGUCGCAUCCUUCAUGGUGCGGCUUGUAAUUUCGCAAAGAAACCUGGAACAAUCUAUCAUCUUUAUCAAAGGCCAUCGGGUCAACAUUAUUUCAGCAUGUUAUCACCAGCCGAAUGGAAUGGAGGAUGUGAUCACAAAUUUGUUGGAAGCUAUCGACUUGAAUUCGACUCUAGCUGGACGCCAAUGGAUAAAAUCUUAGAACGCGAUGAAAAGAUGCAAUGGGCACAGAAAUGUCUCAGAGCACCGUAUUCAGAAAAACAACCUCAACUUUCGAUUGAAAGUGACUUUUUAGAGAAAAUGGAAUGAAUGAUGAAGGCGAUUUUAAGGGUUAAUUUUGUUUUAUAUUUUUUUUUCUUAUUUCUUUUCUGAGAAAGAUUAUUAGGUUAGGUCAAAUUGUAUGUUAAGAAUGAAUGUAUUUUCUUUUUUUUUAUAGACAAAUGUAAUCUUGUAGGUAGUUCAUAUGAAAACUACUUAAUUAAAUUUCUAUAUUUUUGAGAAGCUUAUAUUUGGAAAAAUAUAUGGCUAUGGUUAUAUAGUCUUUUUUUAAGUAUAAAUUUGCUAAGGGUUUAAGUAGUUUUCAUUGAACUACAAUAUACUUUAUAUUUAUUUACAUUUAUUAAAUUUACCUCAAAUAAAAUAUAAAUUUAAGUUUAAA